Molecule: messenger RNA, 1942 nt
Organism: Drosophila ananassae
Lineage: Eukaryota; Metazoa; Arthropoda; Insecta; Diptera; Drosophilidae
Product: peritrophin-44
Exons: 2
Coding region: 66-1106 (346 amino acids)
Cellular component (GO): extracellular region
Molecular function (GO): chitin binding
Source: RefSeq, a predicted model, not a curated record
AUAGAACAAGGUAGGUGAGCCCAGUUCAGUUCAGUUCCGGAAGAGUUGGUGGUUCGACUGAAGAAAUGAAAGUUUUUCAAUGUGGCUGCUACUUCGGGAUACUUUUGGGCCUCUGGAUGGCCGAGAUUGAAGGUCGUGGCUUUACCAUGGAGGACAAGUGCAAACUGUGGGCUGGAGGUGGAUAUAUCGGUGAUCCCAGCGACUGCCGGGGCUGGGGAUUCUGCCAGAAUAACAAACUAAUUGAUCGGAAUAACUGCGCUGAUGAUUUAUUUUACAAUUUCCGGGAUGGCACUUGUAAAAAUAAGGAGAAAGCUAGCUGCAAUUCAGAUCCUUUUGAGAUCUGUGCCAGCCUUGAACCGGAGGACUAUGUGGCCGACCCUGCAGACUGCCAGAGAUUCGUAAAGUGCGGGUCCAUCGGAAAUCCCACAUGGAGCACAUGCGGAGAGGAUCAGGUUUUCAGCAAUGUGAAACAGAAAUGCAUUCAGGAGGUCUCCGGAUGCCCCCAGGACAACAUCUGCUCCAACAUGAUGGAUAACGCUCUCGUGGCAGAUCCAAACACCUGCAAGGAUUACUUCAAGUGUUACAAUGGACUCGCCACAAAGUUGAGCUGCUCAGCGGGUCGAUAUUUCAACCGCGAAACGGGUUUCUGUCAAUUCUGGCUGCCGGAAAACUGCUCCAGGGAUGAGGAAGUUCAUCCAGAAUCCCCAUCGUCCAAGGACUCUCUCAUAUGUCACAGAUACUACCAGGUGGAUCGGUUGGGCGAGCAGAGAAUCCCGGAUAUGACGACCUGCUACGGCUACUACACCUGCACUUCUCAGUUCGAUUCGGGAGAGUGGAGCAGCUGUCCAGCUGGCAGUCACUUUGUGUGGUGGACCCAAAGGUGUGCCCCUCCGGAGGAAAAUAGCUGCUCCUAUGACAGGUGCAGAAACCAUAAAAGGUCCUUUGUGACCACCUUAAAUAAAGGAUGUCGCGAGUAUACUGGGUGUCAGAAUCAAAGUUCUGUAGGAUCGGAGAAGUGCCCAGAUGAGUAUCCCUACUUUGAUGAGGUUAAGGGUCAGUGUGGAGUGGAGUUUCCAAACCAUAGAGUUUGCUACAUGAAUGGUUAAAAAUACAGUCUAUACUCCUCCAAACAAUGGCUCUUAAAUUCGAUGGAAACCCCAUCAACCUUAAACUCAUAUUGACUUGCUCAUAAUUAAUGGCUCAUGCUUCAGUAGUCUAGUAAAAAAAAUGAAAAUUGUCUGCACCAGAAGCUUCAUUUUCUCCCUUUAACAGAAAAUAUUUUCUCCAAAAAAAACACCCAAACAAAAAAAAGGAAGAAAAGGACGCUGAGGUUGGCAAACAAAAACAAAGCCGGAUGAGGUCAGGACUUCAGUGAGAUUUAUGAUGAAAAAUAUUUUUCUCCCAAGGCUGAAGUUCUACGUUUGUACUUUAAUUUAAUUUUUAUUUAAAGCCAAAUCCAAUUACAAAUUGUAAUUAAGUUUGUAAUAAAAAGUAGCAUACAAAAAAUUAUCAUAAAAAGCAAAAAAUAACUUUUUAUGAAUAUUCAAAAAAAUGUUGAUUCUUGUCAGAAGUGAUUGAUAAGAUUGCCUAAUGAUGGCUAAUUACGAUAAGUGCCUCCUUGGCUCUCCUUGGUGCUUUUCCAUUCCGUCGAGCACCAGAGAAGAUUUCGCAUUCACGAGUGACAUCUUCAGUGUAAAUGUUGAGUCCCCCGUGCCCUCAAGUCAAAUGAAUCAACGAAAAAUUCAAAUAUUUCUCGGUCUUCAAAUACGUAUUUAUUUAUGAAAGCCCAGUGGGUGAGAGCUGCUGGGUGACUCUUCGUGGGCACAUGCUGGGGGUGGACGUGGCAAGCAACUCAGUGACGUGGCACAACAAUACGUCGCGUCAUUGAAUUAUUAUGAUUGACUUUUAUUACACCGAAUCGCAAUUUAUUUUACUUAACAAG